This is a messenger RNA of Aricia agestis (brown argus), 2706 nucleotides long. Its product is annotated as facilitated trehalose transporter Tret1-like. Gene Ontology annotation, cellular component: membrane. NCBI's taxonomy places the organism in Eukaryota, Metazoa, Arthropoda, Insecta, Lepidoptera, Lycaenidae. Gene Ontology annotation, biological process: transmembrane transport. The coding region runs from base 144 to 1583 and encodes 479 amino acids. Gene Ontology annotation, molecular function: transmembrane transporter activity. The transcript is spliced from 8 exons. The record is from RefSeq and is a predicted model, not a curated record.
GCCGUAAUGAGCACCGAGCGCUGAUAAACGAAUAAUUUUUUAGCCACUGUAGAUCGUAACACUUCGAGUUAGUGUGAGAAAAGCGGCAGUCGUGUUUGGUUGAAUAUGAUUCGUACGAAGUUUUAUCAGUGACUAUUUUAAAAAUGAAUUUUUUAAUUUCGAAACUCAUGUGGAAAAAUGGGACGAGGAUCAAUCAGUACAUGUUCGCAAUUCUAAUAACGAUCCCGCUGCUGAACUUCGGCAUGGUCCAGGGAUGGCUGUCGCCCAUGAUAUCGGCGCUGCAGUCGCCGGAGGGCCCGGUGGAGGAGCCCUUCACCAGCUCGGAGAUCUCCUGGGUGACGUCGGUGACGUACAUCACGGCCAUCAUCUUCGGCGCGCCCAUGGGCUACCUGACCGACCGGUUCGGCCGCAAGAAUAUGACUCUUAUGACUACGUUGUCAUUAGUUCUGUACUGGCAGAUAAAGCUGCUAAGUCUGAAGCCGUGGGCGCUGAUCCUGGCGCGAGCCAUCGCGGGUAUACCGUGCUCUGCCUGCUACAUAGUUCUGCCCAUCUACCUCAAGGAGAUCAGCGACAUCGACCUACGAGGCGCGUUGGGAUCUCUACUCAUUUUAAAUAGAAACAUUGGGUACUUGACAAGCUACGUGUUUGCGGACCUGCUGGAGGUGGCGCCGAUGCUGUGGAUGGGGCUGCUGGUCCCCACCGUGGUGUUCUUCCUGUUCCUCAUCAUGCCGGAGACCCCGGAGUUUUUGGUGAAGCAGGGGAAGAUUGAUGAAGCGAAAAAUGUUUUAGCGUGGCUGAGGGGUGUGAGUCCCGUGGACCAGGGGCUGGAGCAGGAGAUAGACGUCAUAGUAAAAGCCGAGAAACAGACCAAGGCUGAUAAUAAAUCCGUCUGGAAUAUUAUUUUAAAGGACAGACCGACGUUCAAAGCGUUCAUCAUAACGCUGGUGAUAAAAAUAACGCAGCAGUUCGACGGCUACCUCAUAGUGCUGAUCUUCGCCGGCUUCGUCUUCGAGAAGGCGUCCGGCUUCAUCAGCCUGAAGCUCAGCCCCAACAAGCAGGUCAUCAUCAUCGGGGUGGUGCAGCUGCUCGGGUCCAUAGUCGCCACUGCCAUCGUUGAGAAGACUGGAAGAAAGUUACUGCUGAUCCUCACGUCGUUUGCGAUGGGCGUGGGCAUGCUGGCGCUGGGCGGGUGGUUUUACGCCACCGGCGACGGGAUAUGGCUGCCGGGCUGGCUGCCGGUGCUCGCCAUGUGUCUGUGCAUCUUCGCCGAUGCCGCCGGCUUCCAGCCCAUCUCCUACAUCAUCAUCACUGAUCUAUUCAGCUUCCAGCUGCGAGGCACGGUGUCGUCGUUCGCCAACAUCUGCGCGAAACUCAGCAACUUCGUGCAGAUGAAGUGGUUCACGAUGCUGUGCGAGCUGAUCAGCAUCCACUGGACGUUCUUCUUCUUCUCCUCCGUGUGCUUCGCGGCGGGCAUCUACACCAUCUUCGCCUUCCCGGAGACGAGGAACAAGUCCGUCGAGGAGAUCUACGCUAAGCUCUCUACUAAGAAGAAGAAGAAGGAUCUCGUUGAAACCGUACCCUAGUGAAAGCCAUAGUAAAAAAUAAGGUACUAAGAUAAUCCGUUUCAUAUGCAGAUGGCGGAACUACUUGGUCGGGUUAUAUCAAAUCAUUGCCUGCUGUAUUAUUGGUUAUUUUGACGUUCCCCGACCAAACUACGCAGGUCCGCCAUAUGCCUACGAAUUUCUCAAAUAGUAACAGUGUAUGUAAUUUAGAUUAUGUAGAAAAAUAUUCAAUACCUUUUAAAGGCUGUUUGUUGAGAAACAAGUGUAAUAAGGCAGUAGGUAUACAUUGUAUUUCUUCGAAAUCACACUCUGUGUAGGCAAAGCCGCAAAUAGCAAUUAUUUAAUAUUUCACUAUACUAUUGAGUCUUCAAAAAUUGUUUUAUGUACUUAAUAAAUAUAAGGCUAUUCAUUUCUCCAGUUACAUUAAAGACGUAAAUGGAUGAAGUGGAUAACUAUAACAAUUUGGAAAUGUUCAUUUUUUUUUUGCAUAAACUGAUUAAAUUUACAAAGAAAUGUGGAUUUUAUGAGCGUAGCCAGAUAUAUUUGUCAGAUGAUGAAGCAAGUAAGUUAGGUUUGUUUAAAUUGUAAGGAAAAAAUAUGUAAUUGCCAAUAUAUUAUAAACGUUAGUUGUCAACUUCAUCCACUUACGUCUUCAAUUAAGCUCUUCAAUAGUAGGGAUGCGUUAUUACUUAUUGGUGAAAUCAACAUUUAAAUUGAUACUGAUUAACACUUUUAACUUAUCCCGAAUAGAACAGAAGUACGCUGAUAUAUUGAGCGUAGCAUUUAUUUCAAUUAUACUACAAGUCCAUGAAGAAAAUUAACCGGUGAAAUAAACCAUAUUAUUAUAAGAUACUUUAACCUAAUAGUUAUGGAAAAGUACACUUUUCCAGCGCAGGGGUCGAAAACCAGCGAAAACCAUGGGUCGCAUUCGCACCUCACUGCGUACUCGCGACCCGUACUCAGAAAUGACGACACAGUGCCUAGUUAUUUUCUGGUAUGGUGAUAGAACUUUCACGUUGGUUCAUUUCACCGGUUAAUUUUCUUCUUGGGUUUGUUGUCUAAACGUAGUUAUAAGGAACAAAGUCAUAACUACUGUUAUUAUGAGAAUUGACACUAUUUUUAAAAUAGAAAUAAAGGCUGUAUA